UUGGUUUUCGGCAUCUAGGGCGAAUCAUACACCGCGUCGAAAAAGGUGUGUGUGGAAAACCCUUCGUCGGCAGCGGGCGAUACCGCAUUGCGAGUGGUAGCCGAAGCGGCACAGUGGGUCUAUUGGUCAUGGCUCUUUACCCCUCUAUGGGCCUUCGAUGUACUUAUACCGCUCGGGGAGCUCGACUAUGCAACACCAAACCGCUCGGGGAACCACAAACUGCGACUGAAUUUCCGCGCACGUCAUCGAUUGGGAGGUAUAACAGGGCCGCGAGAACGCUCUUGGGGACUGUGUAGGAGUUUUGCGACACUUUCCAAAUCUGAACGACUGCUUUCCGCGCAGCACGCGCAUUGUUACACAUAUUCAACCUCUUCCCCGAUACGAACGCAAUAGGUCGUAUGAGCAGCGAACCAAAAGGCAGCACGCCAGGAUCAAUUAACCCACACUGCAAUCUGACUAGAGUCAACACUUACCCUCACGCCGAAUUUACCAUCCCACCAUCGGACACACUUUCGCCAUGCCAAAGUGCCCAAACUCACAACGCCGAUGCCCCGGCAUCGGCCAGCUUCAAGGCGAAUCGCCCAAGCAACACUGCAACUGGAGAUGAGAAAGCUCACCGACCUCAUGAUGAGGAAUCUCGAUCAACUUCUAUCGCCAAUGACGAAGUAACAUACCCUGAAGGCGGCCUAGGUGCCUGGUCUGUCGUUCUGGGAUCGUUCCUUGGUCUCAUCGCCUCGUUGGGCAUGAUGAACACUGUCGGCAUCUACCAUGCCUACAUCGCCGAGCACUAUCUUGCGGACUACUCCGAGUCGACCGUCUCAUGGAUCUUCAGCAUGUACGUCUUCCUGUCGUUCUUCUGCGGACUACAAAUUGGACCCAUCUUUGAUGCCCAUGGUCCGCGACUCCUGGUGCUGGCAGGUAGCAUCCUGAUCUGCCUGUCCAACUUCCUGCUCGGCUUGUGCACAUUGUACUGGCAUUUCUUUCUCGUCUUUGGCGUGCUCGGUGGUCUCGGUACAUCCUUGAUCUUCACGCCCGCUUUUGCAGCAGUGAGCCACUUUUUCCUGCAGAAGCGCGGCAACGCAACGGGUAUUGCUGCCGCUGGAGGAUCGCUGGGCGGAGUGAUAUUCCCGCUGGCUUUGGAGAAACUGCUACCGAAUGUGGGCUUCCCAUGGGCGACUCGCAUCAUUGGCUUCAUCACGCUUUUCUGCUGCGUCGGCGCCUGCUUCCUCAUCCGCUCUCGCCUACCACCCAAAGCUGGACAGUCAGUAUGGCCAGACUUCCGGAUCUUCAGCCAAAAGAGCUACUUUCUCCUCACAGUCGGCAUAUUCAUGAUGGAAUGGGCGCUCUUCAUCCCGAUCACGUACCUCACUACCUUCGCGAUCAGUACCGGCGCCUUUAACCCGUCGUUCUCAUACCAACUCAUCGCCAUCUUCAACGCAGGAAGUUGUCUCGGUCGCUGGGUGCCGGGUCUCCUUGCCGACAAGCUCGGGCGCUUUAACAGCAUGAUAGCUGCACUAGCAGUCUGCUCAGCUACAUCACUGGUGUUCUGGCUCCCCGCAUCGCUCCUUACACCCACCACUGAGGCCGAGGCGACAGCUAUAAAAGCUCUCUCUAUUGUUUACGCAGUCAUCUUCGGUUUCGCAUCUGGCUCGAAUAUUUCCCUCACGCCGGUUUGUGUAGGCCAGCUCUGCGAUACGAAUGUGUACGGGAGAUACUACGCUACUUGCUAUACUGUUGUCAGCUUCAGUACGCUCACGGGUAUCCCUAUCGCGGGGGCUAUCAUUCAGGCUACAGGUGGGCACUACUGGGGUGUGGUCAUCUGGACUGCAGCUUGCUAUAUAGUGGCAUCGCUCUGCUUCGUGUGGAGUCGCGCACUCCAAGUUGGCUGGAAGUUGGGUGUGAAGUUUUGAGACGUGGUGUCCGGCUGUGUAGAUUUGCGGGGAUGCCGCAUGUCCAUGGACUUGAAACUGCGCCCUUGGAGAGGCGAUCCAAUCGCCGUAAAAGGAGAAUGGUGCAGAUCGGAGGAAGAAGAUACAGAUUGCUGGAAGAUGGCUUGAUUUGCUUUUGCUUACUGCGCUCUGGGACGCCACAUUUUGCGUCCUCUUACACUCUUUUACUUGGUUUUCAGAUGAUCUUCUCAGCUGUAGCAAACGAAGAAUCAAACAUUCAUUUUGCGAC
Alternaria alternata is the source of this 2178-nucleotide messenger RNA. RefSeq names its product MFS general substrate transporter. The record is from RefSeq and is a predicted model, not a curated record. Gene Ontology annotation, biological process: transmembrane transport. Gene Ontology annotation, cellular component: fungal-type vacuole membrane. The transcript has a single exon. Lineage: Eukaryota; Fungi; Ascomycota; Dothideomycetes; Pleosporales; Pleosporaceae. Bases 399 to 1910 code for a protein of 503 amino acids. Gene Ontology annotation, molecular function: transmembrane transporter activity.